Oryctolagus cuniculus (rabbit) is the source of this 1747-nucleotide messenger RNA. NCBI's taxonomy places the organism in Eukaryota, Metazoa, Chordata, Mammalia, Lagomorpha, Leporidae. The record is from RefSeq and is a predicted model, not a curated record.
GAAGGGCAUAUAACCCAGCUCUUAGAAAUUAUUCAAAAUGAAAAGAAUAAGGUCAUCUUUAAUACUAUGGGCUGGAAUCUUGUGGGACCUGUUGUUCGAUGCCUUUUAUGGAAUGAUAAAGAAGAUGAUAAAAGAAAAGAUUAUUAUCAGAUGCUUGAUUUAUUGGUAAAGGUUCAAUUGUGAAUAUUUUUAUAGUUAUGUAAUCCAAAGGAAUUAUUGUUGGGUUUGCUUGAAUUGAUCGAAGAACCCUCUGGAAAACAGAUAUCCCAAAUUAUUCUUCUUUUACUUCAGCCAUUGCAAACAGUGAUUCAGAAACUCCCUAACAACAAAGCAUAUUCCGUUGGAUUAGCAUUGUCUACCCUUUGGAGUCAACUGUUUCUUCUUCCGGUUCCAUACUCAAAAGAACAAAUACAGACAGAUGACUAUGGCCUCUGUCAAUGUUGCAAGGCCUUGAUAGGGUUAACUAAGCCAUUUGUGGAAGAAGUCAUUGAUGCCAAAGAGAACUCAGUGGAAAAUGAAAAGUUAAAGGAUGAAUUACUGAAAUUUUGUUUGAAAAGCUUGAAAUGCCCUUUGCUGACAGCACAAUUCCUUGAACAAUCUGAAGAAGGUGAAAAUGAUCCUUUAAAGUUUUUUGCAGCUGAAAUAAUAGGGUUUUUAUCAGCAAUUGGACACCCUUUCCCCAAAAUGAUUUUUAAUCAUGGAAGGAAAAAGAAGACUUGGAAUUACCUUGAAUUUGAGGAAGAAGAAGAUAAACAGUUAGCAGACUCUAUGGCUUCACUGGCCUAUCUAGUAUUUGUACAGGGCAUCAGUAUUGAUCAGCUUCCGAUGGUCUUAAGCCCAUCGUACCUUUUGCAGUUUAAUGUGGGGCAUAUUGAAGUCUUUUUGCAAAGAACAGAAGAGUCUGUUUUCUCCAAAGGAUUGGAAUUGCUGGAGAAUGGCUUGUUAAGAAUAGAGGACAACAGUCUCCUUUAUCAGUACUUGGAAAUCAAGAGUUUUCUUACUGCACCUCAGGGUUUAGUCAAAGUAAUGACACUUUGCCCUAUUGAGACAUUGAGGAAAAAGGGUUUAGCUAUGCUUCAGCUAUAUAUUAACAAGUUGGAUUCACAAGGCAAAUAUACAUUAUUUAGGUGCUUAUUGAAUACCAGUAAUCAUUCGGGUGUGGAGGCCUUUAUUAUUCAGAAUAUCAAAAAUCGAAUUGACAUGUCAUUUAAGAAAACGCAAAACGAUAAAUGGUUUACAGGACCACAGCUGAUUUCUCUGCUGGAUUUGGUGCUCUCCCUCCCAGAGGGUGCUGAAAUGGAUUUACUGCAAAACUCAGACAGGAUUAUGGCAUCAUUAAAUUUGUUGAGAUAUUUGAUUAUCAAAGAUAAUGAAAAUGACAAUCAAACUGGAGUUUGGACAGAACUUGGAAAGAUUGAGAAUAAUUUCUUAAAACCACUCCAUACAGGACUUAACAUGUCAAAAGCACAUUAUGAAGCAGAAAUUAAAAACAGUCAAGAAAAUAGCCAAGCGAUACAGAAGUCUAAGGAUCUCUGUUCUAUAACUGUAGGUGGAGAAAAGAUGCCAAAUAUACCUCCGGAAAUGCAGCUGCAGGUCUUACAUUCAGCCCUUUUCACAUUUGAUUUGAUUGAAAGUGUACUGGCUCGAGUAGAAGAACUCAUUGAAAUAAAAACAAAGUCUACCUCUGAAGAAAACACUGGGAUAAAGUAAAAGUUCUACUUCCUAAAUAAAAACUAAGAAAAUAAAA